This is a messenger RNA of Drechmeria coniospora, 1101 nucleotides long. Its product is annotated as homoserine acetyltransferase family protein. The record is from RefSeq and is a predicted model, not a curated record. Gene Ontology annotation, molecular function: acyltransferase activity, transferring groups other than amino-acyl groups. The coding region runs from base 1 to 1101 and encodes 366 amino acids. Gene Ontology annotation, biological process: biosynthetic process. The transcript has 3 exons. Lineage: Eukaryota; Fungi; Ascomycota; Sordariomycetes; Hypocreales; Ophiocordycipitaceae.
AUGAAGAUGACAGCGCAGGAUUAUCAGACCUAUGACCUAGGCGACAUCAAACUCGAAUCAGGCGAGACACUUGAAAAGGCGUCCAUUGCGUACAAGACGUUUGGCGAUGCUUCCAACCCAGCCAUCAUCUACCCGACAUGGUUCAGCGGCCGCAUUUCAGACAAUGAGUGGCUCAUCGGCGACGACAAGGCGCUGAGUCCGAAGCGUUACUAUAUCAUUGUCCCUGCUCUGUUUGGCAACGGCCAGUCAACUAGUCCCUCCAACAGGAGCCGCCCGUCAGGGUGCCCGUUCCCCAAGAUCACCCUCCGAGAUAACGUCACGGCCCAACACCGGCUCGUAACCGAGCAGUUGAAGAUUCAACAUGCUCGCUGCAUCCUCGGGUGGAGCGUCGGAGCUUCUCAGACGUACCAGUGGCUGACCCAGUUCCCCGACUUCACCGACAUCGCCGUGCCCUUUUGCGGCAGUGCCCGUACAUCGCUGCACAACCAAGUCUUUCUCGAGGGUGUGAAGAGUGCCUUGCUGGCGGCAAAGGGAGCAACAUCGGCGGGGAGCGCUUCUGGUGAGGAUCACCGUUCGCAGAAAUAUCGGACCUGGACCAAGGACGAGAGCGUAGCAGGACUCAAAGCACUAGGCCGUGUGUACGCCGGGUGGGGUUUCAGCCAGGCCUUUUACCGAGAGCGUCUGUACGAGACGGCACUUGGAUAUAAAAACCUCGAAGACUUCAUGGUCAACUAUUGGGAGUCAUGGGCCCUGUCCAAAGAUCCCGAAAAUAUGCUCACGAUGCUGCACACCUGGCAAGCCGCCGACUGCUCCAACCAGGCGCCGUACGAUGGCAAUUUCAAGCUGGCAAUGCAGAGCAUCAAGGCCAAGACCUUUGUCCUUCCUGGCAAGACAGACUUGUACUUUCCGCCAGAAGAUUCCGAGGACGAAGUCAAGUUCAUGUCGAACGGAAUUGGCAAAUGCAUUCCAUUCCCAUCCAUUUGGGGUCAUUGGGCCGGAGGCCCCGGGCUGAGCAAAACGGACUUGGAAUGGUUGGACAGCAAGCUCAAGUCGUUUCUGGACGAUGAAUCAGCCAUCAACUUGCCUCUAAGAGGACACUAG